AUGUUAUAUCCUUAAGUUAUAAAGGUAGAUUUAAUCAUCUUUAUAUUAAUAGGUUAUUGUUUAAAAUCUCUAAAAUAAUAUGAUGAAUCUUUAAAAUUUCUCAAUCAAGCAUUGUCCAUCAAUCCUAACCAUACCUUUAGUCUUGGUUACAUAGGUAUAAUUUAAGUUAUAUUAAGGUAAUUGCUUACAAGAUUAAGAGAAAUAUGAAGAAGCUCUGAUAUAUUACGAAAGAAAAUUAAAGAUUUAUCCUAAUGAUUAAUGGACAAAAAAUUAAAAGGGUAUUCUUCUUUUCUAAAUCUAGAAUUUUGUGAAAAUCAAUUGAAAAAGUGA
Molecule: messenger RNA, 330 nt
Organism: Paramecium primaurelia
Lineage: Eukaryota; Ciliophora; Oligohymenophorea; Peniculida; Parameciidae
Source: the annotation of a GenBank genome assembly